AGGAAGAAGAGAGACAUGCAAUCCAACAAGUUUCUAAAAUACUCUGUGAAAACACACACACACAAAAAGCCAACUCUCUCAUGGUGAAAUUUACCAAACAGUCUGUUUUUAUUCAUGUGAAAACACAUAUGUAAUAUUUGCUCAGAUUUGGCACCAUGCGUGCAUAUUACUUGCAGCCAAAAUCAUCAAACACAUUAGUUAUACGGAUAUACAAUGCAAAUCCCCCUUUCUCGGAAGAGCGCAGAUAUAAGUAAUUUGCAAGCAAACAAGUUCCACAAUCAAGCCUGGUCCUAUCAAAGCAGUUCCCAUGUCGCUGUUGUAUGUUGACCGUUGAAUUAUUCAACACGCACAUAUUAGACAAGUACACUAAUGUAGGCAUCUCUUCCUCCGUUAUCAUCUCACCCAAGAGGAGUCCUGUUAGCAGACGGCACUAAUGGCAGUUAGAGGUAUCUCCCUGACUCUCCACCUGCUCUUCCUCCUCCGCCUCCUGCUCCUCCUGCCAGUCGUCACCACCCAAUCCCAAACCAUACUCAACAUCACCAACCGAUGCCCCUACACCGUAUGGCCGGCCGCUUUCCCGGUGGGCGGUGGCAGGCGGCUGGAGCCUGGCAAGACAUGGACCCUCAAGGUUCCUUAUGACACCCGUGGAGGAAGCGUGUGGGCGCGCACAGGCUGCUCGUUUGACGGCAAAGGCGACGGGUCGUGCCAGACAGGCGACUGCCAAGGCUUGCUCGCCUGCAACGGAGAUGGUCAGCCACCCUACACGUCUGCUCAAUUCUCGCUCAACCAGUACAACAACAACAGUUUCUUCGGCAUCUCCCUCUACCAGGGAUUUAACGUACCCAUGGAGUUCUUGCCAAUGCCGAGCAAGGGGCAAGGGGGAUCAGGGUGCAUAAAGGGGCCGCACUGUGUUGCCAACAUCACGUCACAGUGUCCGAGCGAGCUCAAGGCACCGGGAGGCUGCAACAGCGCAUGUACAGUGUUCCAGGAGCAGAAUAAUGAUAUGUACUGCUGCUAUGGGACACCCUGUGAAUCCAACAAAUACUCGGCCUUCUUUGUGCGGAUGUGCCCGGAGGCAAUAAGUUACUCCAGUGAUGCUGUCACAGAAACUUCAUUCAGUUGUCCAUGGGAUACCGACUACCAGGUCAUUUUCUGCCCACCGAUCAAUCUAACAUCUUCACCUCCAAGUUCUCCUAACCCAGCUGAUCAGUCACUACACACAGGACCCGCAGUAGGCACUUCUGUUUCAAUUGCAAUUGCAGGUGCCAUAGUUUUAAUCGUCACAUUCAUCUUUUUCAUCCUACGUCGAAGAAGAACUCGACGACACCAUGAGAUGGAGGAAGAGGAGGCAGAGUUUGGUCAGCUACAAGGAACACCAAUGAGGUUUACGUUUCAACAGUUAGAAGCAGUAACAGAGCAAUUCAAGGACAAGCUCGGGGAAGGAGGAUUUGGGUCUGUUUUCGAGGGGCAGCUAGGCGAGGAAAGGAUUGCGGUAAAACGUUUGGAUCGAGCUGGUCAGGGGAAGAGAGAAUUCUUGGCGGAGGUUCAGACAAUCGGCAGCAUUCAUCAUAUCAAUCUGGUGAGGCUGUUUGGCUUCUGUGCAGAGAAAUCCCAUAGGCUCUUGGUUUAUGAGUAUAUGCCAAAAGGAUCCUUGGACAGGUGGAUCUAUGGUCGACAUGAAAAUAGUGCUCCUCCGUUAGAAUGGAGGGUGCGAUGCAAGAUUAUCGCUGACAUAGCUAAGGGUCUCUCUUAUCUUCACGAGGAUUGCAUGAAGAGAAUUGCUCAUUUGAAUGUCAAACCACAAAACAUCCUCUUAGAUGACGACUUCAAUGCUAAACUCUCUGAUUUUGGUCUAUGCAAGCUCAUUGAUAGGGAUAUGAGCCAAGUGGUUACAAGAAUGAGAGGAACACCUGGUUAUCUAGCCCCUGAAUGGUUGACAUCACAAAUCACGGAGAAGGCCGAUGUCUAUAGCUUUGGCGUUGUGGUGAUGGAAAUUGUGAGUGGAAGAAAGAACCUGGACACUUCCCUGUCUGAAGAGAGCAUCCAUCUUAUUACCCUAUUGGAAGAAAAGGUGAAGAGCAAUCACUUGGAAGAUUUGAUUGACAAGGGCAGUAACGACAUGCAAGCACACGAGCGAGAUGUGAUUCAGAUGAUGAAGCUCGCGAUGUGGUGCUUGCAGAUUGACUGCAAAGGAAGGCCUAAAAUGUCCGAGGUAGUCAAAGUCUUAGAAGGUACCAUGGAUGCAGAGAGCAACAUAGAUCAUAACUUUGUCGCAACAAAUGAACCAAAUUUCGGUAUUGCUGGAAAUGUGAACUCUUCAGCUCCACCUGUAGCCUCAGAUGUAUCAGGUCCAAGGUGAAAUGAGACAAUCCCAGCAAGACAGCUGGUACGAUUAUGAGCAGAUGAUGUUCUGAAAGUAAAAGACCGGUCUGCUGUAUCUUGUCCAAUUGGUACAAUCUGAAGCUGCUUACCUUGAGUUAAUUUUAUCUGCAAAAUGUUUUAAUAUUACAAACCUUCUUGUUCUACAGCAGAAGAACUUAUUUUGUUC
This is a messenger RNA of Triticum dicoccoides, 2548 nucleotides long. RefSeq names its product G-type lectin S-receptor-like serine/threonine-protein kinase SD2-5. Gene Ontology annotation, biological process: protein phosphorylation. Bases 434 to 2359 code for a protein of 641 amino acids. NCBI's taxonomy places the organism in Eukaryota, Viridiplantae, Streptophyta, Magnoliopsida, Poales, Poaceae. The transcript has a single exon. Gene Ontology annotation, molecular function: protein kinase activity; ATP binding. The record is from RefSeq and is a predicted model, not a curated record.